AGGAAACAUUCAUAGAAAAUAUGAAGGAGAAUGGACUGAGUCUGAUGGCUGCACUGUAUGUACUUGUGAAUCUGACCACAUUCCCCUGUGUGAUAGCUCUAAAUGUGAAAAUCAGUGUGAUGAAUUUUCUGAGUUUUCUACGUGCCCUAUGUCAUCUGGUUUGAAGGCAUGCGGUAAAAGGAUCCAGAUAAGAAAAUGCAAAAAUUCUGAGGCUGAACUGAAGAUGGAAAUGUGUCACCCCAAAUCCCCUGCCCAAUGUCCACAACCAGGAGUUGCUUUAACAGAAAGGGUUGGCAAAGUGGGUAUGCUUGUCCUGGGAGUACAGGUGAAACCAAGAUUCAAAUAUCGAUGGAUGGUUUAUUUUUCCUAUAGGGGCAAAGUUCUUUGUGGUGGUACUAUUCUCAGUCCAAGACAUAUUCUAACAGCAGCCCAUUGUUUUAUUAACAACAAACGUGCCAAGAUUCCACUUGGUUUUAUUGUAAACUACAUCAUAGUAAAAACUGGUAAACAUAAUAUAUCUAUUGUAGAAACACCUCUUGAACAAAACAUAAGAAUCAAAAAUGUAACCAUGCAUGAAGGAUUCAACUCAACUGAUAAUGAUAUUGCUAUUGUUACUCUUAAAACACCCAUUCAGUUUAACAACCACACACAUCCAAUUAAUCUCCCAAAUGAACCCUUUGAAGACACAAUACAGAGAUUAAGGAGAGGUCUUUGUAGAGUCAUAGGAUGGGG
Molecule: messenger RNA, 732 nt
Organism: Owenia fusiformis
Lineage: Eukaryota; Metazoa; Annelida; Polychaeta; Sabellida; Oweniidae
Source: the annotation of a GenBank genome assembly